UGAGAUUAUAUGCAGGGAGUAGCCUGCUUACUUGAAAGGACCUGGAAAAUGGAGGGAAGAUGGAGAAAGGAAGGAGGAAGAAUAUUGGGGACCAGCCUCCCCUCACCUGGCUACAUCACUUGUGUAAACCUCAUGGAGACAGCUGAAGGAUGAGACAUCACCAGUGUGUGGGAAUCUUAAGGAACCUGUUUUAUUCACUGGAACAAUGAGGAAAAAUCUGGAUCCCUUUAAUCAGCAUACAGAGAAAGAACUGUGGAAUGCCUUAGAAGAGGUACAACUCAAAGAAUCCAUCGAAGGUCUUCCUGCUAAAAUGAAUUCUGAAUUAGCAGAAUCUGGAUUGAACUUGAGUGUUGGUCAGAAACAACUGGUGUGCCUUGCUAGGGCUCUUCUCAGGAAGAAUCAGAUAUUGAUUUUUGACAAAGCCACAUCAUACGUGGAUCCACGAACUGAUGAGUUCAUACAAAAAAAAAUUCGUGAGAGAUUUGCCCAGUGCACUGUGCUGACCAUUGCACACAGGUUGAGCACCGUUAUUGACUGUGAAAGGAUUAUGGUUUUGGAUUCAGGGAUACAGGAAGAAUAUAGUUGGCCACAUCGUUUGCUGCAAGAUAGAAACAGCCUAUUUUACACGAUGGUGCAACAACUGGGUGAGGCGGAGGCUGCUGUCCUCACCAAAAGGGCAAAAGAGGUGUACUUCAAAAGGAGAUAGCAAAAUAUUACUCACAGUGACCAUGUGGUUAUGAAUGUUUCCAGUGGACAGCCCUCAGCCUUCACAAUUUUUGAGUCAACACUGUGAUUCUAUCAUGAGUUCAUGUCUAUUCCAAAGGCUUUUUUCCAAUAGGUUUUGCACUACAUAAGCUAAAUUCUACUUGUUUUACACCAGCAACAAAUAUUUACACAUUAUAGCAUGUGAGUUCUCCAACUUCACUCAGUGAUUUCAAGCUCUUGAAAAAGGAUUUAUUAUGUUUACUUAAAUGUUGUAUUACUUUCUUUCUUAUCCAAAUCAGAGGUGCAGGCCACCAAUAAUAGCCGUUUCCCAGGUUUCGUGUCUUGAGAGACUCCAGAGCCAAACUCAUUUUCUAAGAUUUGAGACAAAGUUGUCACAGGUGGUUUUUUUUUUUUUUUUAAACUGUUUCCAGAAUUACAUAUUACUUUCCAGUUAUAUCAGGGAUUCUGUUUACUUGAAGACUGUGUAAAGUUGCUGUUUUGUGUCACCACUUCCUUUAAUAUGACUAGGAUCCAUUUUUCCACCAAAAGACCUCUGGUUAAAAUACUACAGAGAAAACUGAUAGGAAAAUGUACAAUAUACUAUAGUUUAAGUGAAAGAAAGAAAGUGAAAGUGAAGUCCUCAGUCGUGUCUGACUCUUUGCGACCCCGUGGACUACAGCCCACCAGGCUCCUUUGUCCAUGGGAUUCUCCAGGCAAGAAUACUGGAGUGGG
Molecule: messenger RNA, 1437 nt
Organism: Bubalus bubalis (water buffalo)
Lineage: Eukaryota; Metazoa; Chordata; Mammalia; Artiodactyla; Bovidae
Product: ATP-binding cassette sub-family C member 4-like
Exons: 6
Coding region: 206-706 (166 amino acids)
Biological process (GO): transmembrane transport
Cellular component (GO): plasma membrane
Molecular function (GO): ATP binding; ATPase-coupled transmembrane transporter activity; ATP hydrolysis activity
Source: RefSeq, a predicted model, not a curated record